This is a messenger RNA of Chara braunii, 1615 nucleotides long. NCBI's taxonomy places the organism in Eukaryota, Viridiplantae, Streptophyta, Charophyceae, Charales, Characeae. The record is from the annotation of a GenBank genome assembly.
UUGCGGACUUCCAAUGGAUGCCCCUUCCCUCGUCCGAUCGAUUGUCGAAACCGCAUUGCAACGUGCUCAUGGCACAAUUGCGGGAUUACUUGCACACUGCAUUACCAACUCCGUUGAUGGACACCAGAGUAGAGGUUGUCGACCUUCACGACUACGUUGCGAAGAUCGAAGACGAGUUCAAGACACAACGGUACGACGACAUCGACGAGUCAUUGUUAUACAUACGCAUUCAGAUCGGAGAGACGACCUGUAGCGCUUUGAUCGAUUGUGGAGCUACUCGCAACUACAUGAGCCAAGACUUUAUGGUACGCGCUGGCCUUGGGCCAUGCGUUCGGAGGAAGUCACAGCCCACGCAAGUCAAGUUGGCCGACGGUCACACCGUCCCCGUGUACUUUGCCCCUCAUGCAAGCGAGGUCGUGUCCUUCGAUAUUUUGGACACCAAAUUCGACAUGAUCUUGGGCAUGUCAUGGCUGCGAAGCGAGGAUCACCUUGUGAACUUCUACCGCCGCACCGUUCAUGUUCGUGAUCGGAACGGAGUACUAGUCCCAUGCACGGUGCCUCCUCCUCACCCUUCGAUCAGCUGCCACGUGGUGUCCGCCGCAAGCAUUCGAGCUUCCAUCAUCAGGGAUGACAUCGAGGAGAUGGGGGUGUGUUUUCUCCACGCCCUCCCUCCCCAUGACAUUCCAUCGACGGACUUAUCACCGGACCCACUCAUCACCGAGCUUCUCGACGCCUGCGGCGACGUGUUCAAAGCCCCACACGGAGUAGUACCGGAUCGGGCCAUCCGCCACGAGAUCAUCCUCGAGGUCGGGGCCGUACCUCCGCGUGGUUGCAUCUACCGCAUGAGCGAGGAAGAGUUAAGUGUGCUACUGGCACAACUCAACGACCUUCUCGAGAAAGGUUGGAUUCGGCCUAGCUCUUCGCCAUACGGUGCUCCUGUUCUCUUCGUCCGGAAGAAGAACAAGGAUUUGCGGUUGUGCAUUGAUUAUUGCAAGCCCAGCGCGCAAACCGUCAAGAACGCCGACACUCUUCCGCACAUCGACGACCUCCUCGAACGGCUGGGCUCUGCCAAGUUCUUCUCCAAGCUUGACCUCAAAUGGGGAUAUCACCAACUCGAGAUCCAGCAGGAGGACUAUUACAAGACCUCGUUAAAGACGCGAUAUGGGCAUUUCGAAUGGUUGGUUAUGCCUUUUGGCCUUACGAAUGCCCCGGCCACAUUCCAAGCGGCUAUGACAACGGAGUUUCGACACAUGCUGGAUGGAUUCGUACUCAUCUACCUUGACGACAUCUUGGUGUACAGCCGGAGUUCGGACGAGCAUGUGGAGCACCUGCGCACCGUUUUGGAGCGGCUACGACAAGCCAAGUACAAAGCCAACCGUAACAAAUGCGAAUUCGCACGGCAAGAGAUGGAGUACUUGGGACAUUACAUGACGCCGCAAGGCAUCCGUCCGCUUGCGGACAAGAUCGAGGUCAUCCGCGUAUGGCCCGAGCCCACCAACACCACGGACGUUCGUUCAUUCACGGGGUUGGCGGGCUACUAUCAACGCUUCAUCACCGGGUACUCAAGGAUUGCCGGCAAUUUGCCGCACCUAUGACGAGAUUACAAUCGCCAAAG